GACUAGCUGCAGUUGGAGACCUCGUUGCUGCAGGGAUCAAGCAGUAUGUGGUUCUUAUAGCGUGGAAGAGGAUGAUAAAGGGCAGCGAUCGGGGCUUUUAUAACCCAGAUGCACAUCCCGCCGUGUGGAUCUCGGGGUGUAUGCUAAGUGGAUUCGCGCGAUCGUUGACAGUCCAGGCUGGAGAUUUACACAGGUGCCUUGUUUUUGGAUAGUGUCUUUUUAUUUUUAUUUUUUUUGGAAAUCGCUAGCCGACUUCUGGGGCUUGAAUGUGGAGAGAGAUCUACAUGUGUGGUCCUGGUGUGGGUCAGGCGCACAGAAGCUGAGCUCCGAAGCUGGGGGAUCCGAACAUGUUGCCCGGCUGGAGAGGGCUUUGCACUGGGGCAGGGACAGCACUUUGCUGCCUCCUCGUCUGGAUCAUCUACUCGCACUUAGUCAAAGAAGAUUUCCAGCAGCUGCAAUAUUUUCUAUUUAAGAUUGAGAAAGACACAGGUCAGCUGGCUGUGGGUACAUGUGAAAUAGUUACCUUGGACAGAGAUAGUAGUCAACCACGGAGAACAAUAGCCAGACAAACAGCACGAUGUGCCUGUAGGAGAGGACAGAUUGCUGGCACAACGAGAGCCAAGCCAGCCUGCGUGGAUGUGCGAGUUGUAAAGAGCAAGCAGUGGUGUGAAAUGAUCCCCUGUUCAGAAGGAGAAAUCUGUGGUUUAUUAAUGAAUAAGUCAGGCUGGACCUGCACACAACCAGGUGGUCGAAUAAAGACAAUAACGGUUUCCUGACACAUGCAAAGGAGAAAUCCUUGCCUGGGCAGCUUAUCCUGUGUGUGCCACUUACCUCAAAAAAAAAUGAUUUCGCUGCUGUGAGUCUCCAUCUGUUGUCUGUCACUCUGUACGUUCAUGCUACACUGUGGGAUCAAUGUUUUCUCCAGCAUGGGGCUAAGCCUGACAUGCCCAGCUGUUAAGUACACAAGCCUAAGAGAUGCAGAUGCCUGAGCCCUGCAGGAACUGAGGUGACUUCUCCCUUUAUGGACCUAUUGCUGUCCCGUGACUAUACCUUUCUGGUGAAAGCUGUCUUGCAGAUGGUCCAGUUAUUUCCACUUCGGUCCUUUCAUCAAGACUGAACCUUUUUCAAGUCAAACAUCAAGGAAAACUUGAAAUAUUAAUUGAGUGAACAAGAAAUACAUCAGCAUGAUGAGAAUUCAUCCGCCUUUUCCUCCAAGACUUUUAACUGAUGACCAAAGAAUGAAAGACCUCUGCAGCCGAUAAAAAAAAAUGGUAUUGUUCAACACCCUUUCAACAAUUAUAACCACUUGGAGUAAUCAGCGAAAUGCCUGCAACAUCUCUGAAGGAAAAGAAAAUGCUUCUCAAAUGAUGGAGAUACAAUUACAGUGGUGUAGCUAAUAUUUCAUUCUUUAUGGCGAUGUUGAAGCUGGGAUUGGGAAUGGCUUAAUUACCCUAAAGAACUAAAUAGCACAAGAACAUAAAACAAUGAUGAUGGAAUUGCACUGGCAUAGAAGGACCUCUCAUGCUCUGAGGCAUGUGCUCAUGCAUUUUCGUAACAUCCUGUGGGUUUUGUGCUCUAACUUGUCCUAUCAUGCUACUGCAGAGCAUUAGGCAAGCUCUAAUCUGUUUGUCCAGGCCUGUGAUCUAUUAGACACAUUGCAGAAUUCAAUAACUUGAGCAUACUUCAAAAAUGGCAUUUUUCAGUUUUGAAUGUGGCAUUCAAAACAAGUUAUCAUUCAAUGUGUUUAGAGAAAGAAUCUUAAUUUGUAAACCUCUAACAGAUUUUGUAUGUUGUAUCUUUGUAGGAAACCUAUUUAACUGUGUACGUGCUCAUCAUGUAAGGCCUGCAAUGCCAUGAUGGAAAGCUGUGAUGUGAAUAGAGUACAUCUCAUGCUGCCAAAUAAAGCUGUUACUUUA
Molecule: messenger RNA, 1916 nt
Organism: Carcharodon carcharias (great white shark)
Lineage: Eukaryota; Metazoa; Chordata; Chondrichthyes; Lamniformes; Lamnidae
Product: chemokine-like protein TAFA-5
Exons: 5
Coding region: 348-776 (142 amino acids)
Biological process (GO): G protein-coupled receptor signaling pathway
Molecular function (GO): G protein-coupled receptor binding; receptor ligand activity
Source: RefSeq, a predicted model, not a curated record